Messenger RNA from Macrobrachium nipponense, 2469 nucleotides. Its product is annotated as myosin-4-like. The record is from RefSeq and is a predicted model, not a curated record. The transcript has a single exon. NCBI's taxonomy places the organism in Eukaryota, Metazoa, Arthropoda, Malacostraca, Decapoda, Palaemonidae. Bases 1 to 2469 code for a protein of 822 amino acids.
AUGUCGACUUUGAAGGAAGGUUACGAAAAGAAUUUGGAAACUCUUGAAGUGGAAAUGGAACUGCUUCGAAGCGAAAACUCUCGUCUGCGAGCGACGUUGCUCGAGAAGGAAAAUUUGUUUGACCAAUUGACUGAAAACAUCGACAGUAUGAGGCAAAGAGUCAUCGACGAUUUCGAAGGAAGAAUGGACAGACUGGAUUAUGAAAAUAGUCAGUUGAGAAUGGAACAACUGGACCGAUCUCGAGAGGCCGAAGAAUUUCAACAUAUAAUUGGCCGUCUUGAAGAGGAGGUCCAGGCUUUGGCAGAAGACAACAGGAAACUAGAGACCGAAAAUAUGGACAAGGACAAAGUGAUCGAAAACCUCAAAGAAAGCAACAUGCAGUGUGAUGCGAUGAAGAACGGUUUGCAGCAAGAGGUCAGGAAUCUCAGCCGACAGAACACUGAAACGGAGAUAAAUAUGGCCGAUCUGAAGAAAGAAAAGACUGAGCUGGAAGAAAAGAUGGCGGAUUUGGGAAAGGACUUUGAAAAGGAAGUUCAUGACCUCGAGCAGAGGCUGAGUCACUAUCAAGAUAUAAUUACAGAAGAGGACAGAGUGAUUGAAAGGUUUAACAAACAGGUGAUAGAAAACGAAGAAAAAAUAGAAGAGCUAGAAAAAGAAGUCCAAAAUUUAGUUGAGCAAAAAAAGGAACUUAGAAUCGAAAUGGAAGACACUAUUGAUCGCCUUAUGCUUGACCUCAGUAAUCUUCAUACGAAAAUGGACAUCCAGAUAGAAAUGUGUAAGCAAGAAGUGAUAAAAAAGGAAGAGAAAAUAAAUGACCUGGAGAAUAUUGCAGAGAAUUUACUCGAAGAAAACAAGAAAGUUAAAACUGAAAUGGAAUACAAAAUAAAUGACCUUAGUCAAGAACUCAGUAAACAGCAGGAUCUCAAUAAGGAGAUUGAAAAGUUUGAAAAAGUCAUAUUCGAAUUUGAACAAACGAUUGCAGGUCUGGAAAGUGAGGUCGUCUCCUUGUUGAAAGAAAAGGAAAUCUUGAAGAUUGAAAUGGAAAAGGAAAUGAGCGACCUCAUAUCUGUGAAUAUGGAAAAGGAAGAGCAGCUGGAACUAUUUAAAAAAGAAGUCAUUGAAUGUGGACAAACAAUUGAAGUUUUGGAAAAUGAGGUCGUCUCCUUGUUGAAAGAAAAGGAAAGCCUGAAGAUUGAAAUGGAAAAGGAAAUGAGCGACCUCAUAUCUGUGAAUAUGGAAAAGGAAAAGCAGCUGGAACAAUUUAACAAAGAAGUCAUUGAUUGUUUACAAAAGAUUGGAGGUCUGGAAAAUGAGGUCGUCUCCUUGUUGAAAGAAAAGGAAAGCCUGAAGAUUGAAAUGGAAAAGGAAAUGAACGAACUCAUAUCUUUAAAUAUGGAAAAGGAGGAGCAGAUGGAAAUAUUUAAAAAAGAGGUAAUUGAAUUUGGACAAACAAUUGAAGGUCUGGAAAAUGAGGUCGUCUCCUUGUUGAAAGAAAGGGAGAGCCUGAAGAUUGAAAUGGAGAAGGAUAUAAUGGACCUGAAAGAAGAGAUGACUAAUCUGCAGGAUAUGAAUUUGGAAAAGGACAUGGAGGUUGAAAAAUUGAAAAGGGAGGUAAUUGAAAUUGGAGAGACAAUUGGAGUUCUGGAAAAUGAGAUCGUCUCCUUGAUGAAAGAAAAGGACAGCAUGAAAACUGAAAUGGAAAAAGAAAUAACCGACCUAAUAUCUCUGAAUAAGGAAAAGGAAGAGCACUUACAACAAUUUAAAACAGAAGUCACUGAUUCAGAACAAACGAUUGAAAGUCUGGAAAAUGAGGUUGUGAACUUGAUAGGAGAAAAGAAGAGGCUGAAAACUGAAAUGGAAAAGGAAAUGAUGUACCUGAAAGAAGAGAUGACUAUCCUGAAGGAUAUGAAUUUAGAAAAAGACGAGGAGACUGAGAAAUUGAAAGAAGAGGUAAUUGAAAUUGGAAAGGCAAUUGAAGGUCUGGAAAAUGAGGUCAUCGAGUUGAUGGAGGAUAAUGAAAAGAGGAAAACUAAGAUGGAAAAGGAAAUAAAAGACCUCAAAGAAGAGUCGAUGAACCUCCAAUCACUGAACAUGGUAAAGGACGAGGAGAAUGAAAAUUUGAAAAAAGAAAUAAUUGAAAUAGGAAAGGCAAUAGAAGGUCUGGAAAAUGAGGUCAUCGAGUUAAUGGAGGACAAUGAGAAGAGGAAAGCUAAGAUGGAAAAAGAAAUAACAGACCUCAAAGUAGAAUUAACUUACCUGCAGGAUAUGAAUUUGGAGAAGGACAAGGAGAUUGAAACAUUCAAAAAGGAAGAAUUGGAAUUUGUAGCGACAAUUGAAGCUCUGGAAAAUGAGGUCAUCGAGUCGAUGAAGGAGAAUCAGAAAAGGAAAACAGAUAUGAAAGAGGUAAUGAACAACCUCAAAGAGUUGAUGAAAGAGUACGAUAUGAAUAUGGAAAAAGAUAUAGAAUAA